AUGACAGCUACCUCUAGUUCAGAUCCUACCUCUACAAGAGAAACCCUCCCCUUCUUCAACACCAUCCCCAAAUGCGCCGAGAUUCUUGCGCAGCCAGACCUGAGGGUCAUCCACCCGCGCAACCCAGACGCCUUCUUCCACUCGACCCUCCGGACCAACAACAGCAUCCUCAAGUCUAUCUUCAUUUACCAACCGGCUCACCCCAGAACAUCUUCAGAUUCAAACGAUACUGAUACCCGCGCUGCCACUAACCCACACCCGCAAGAGCAAGAACGAAAACGAGAACGAGGCUACCUCCUCCUCCACCUCGGCGCCGGCGUAUCAGGGCAGCCCGAUAUCGCGCACGGCGGGUUCCUAGCUACAGUCCUGGACCAGGUUACUGGAACUUUGAUCCGGGCGAGUGGGUUAGAUCGUGGACGGGGGGCGGUUACGGUUUAUUUGAAUGUAAAUUAUCAAGCGCCGGUGAAGGUUCCGGGGGUUGUUGUUGCGAGGGCGGAGAUUGGGAGGGUGGAGGGGAGGAAGAUUUUUGUGGUGGGGGAGAUUUUUGUUGCGGAGGCGGAUGGGGGAGGGGAAGGGGAGGGGGGAGGGGUUUGCGUGACUUGUGAGGGGAUGUUCUUGGUGAAGAGGGAUGGUACUGGUAGGAUUUGA
This is a messenger RNA of Aspergillus lentulus, 648 nucleotides long. The record is from RefSeq and is a predicted model, not a curated record. NCBI's taxonomy places the organism in Eukaryota, Fungi, Ascomycota, Eurotiomycetes, Eurotiales, Aspergillaceae.